AGUCCUGUUUCGGGUGCCCGCUGGAUGCUUGACACUAGGACAAGGGAGAGGAUACACCUAAAGUGAGGUGUGAAAGAAGAGUAGACUGCUUCGUGGGCUGUUGGACAGACAGGAAACUGUCUGUUGCACUUGAAGCUAUUUGUAGAAAGAUGUUCACUGAAAGUUGUUGAAGAUUUAGAUGGAAGGGAGGAAACAGCACCACACGCACCCUUUUAUGAGGACGACCGGAACGUCCUGGAAGGCCAGUACGAUCAGGACGACCACCGUAAACAGGACAGUCACCACAACUUGGGACAAUUCCCCCUGAAAUCCAGUCUGUGACCACAGAGUACCACGGUCCUCCAUCGUCAAAUACCCAACACGACGUCGGGGCAACUGAACCUCUACAUUUGCGAUAUGGAUGUGCCAAAGGGACGCAGAGUCCGGAUCACAUGGAAUUUGGAUCAUUAGAAAGGGAAGAAAAGCGGCAUCAAGCUCAUCCCUUUUGCAAACCGAGACCUCGAGAGUUGCAUACUCAAUUCCAGUUGAUGCAUACUGAGCAGCUUCGUGAGUGUCCUGGGGGGAGUUGCGCUAACAAACCAGUCACCAAAAUCAGGGGCUUAGCAGGACCCUACAACUCUGGUACUGCAAAUUUUUCUUCAAGCUACCGGCAUUUGGUCGAAUCCAAUACUACAAUGUUCGGUAUUGGGAAUGUAAUAGCGUUUGCUAUAGGGACAGAGAUGGACGUCGACUAUCCGCACGCAUCCUUCAUGCCAGCAUAUCGACGCAAAUCGAGUAGGAGAAAGGAUAUGAUAGCAGCCGCGAUGGGCAUAGCUCAGGGGCUCGACCACAUCAGAAUGGGCUUUACGGGGCAGAACGGGGGCAUGGGCAGUGCUUGCGGUGUGUGGAUUCGUGAUGUGGUAGCUGGGCAGGAGAAGACUACACGUCUCGAAGGAACCACCAAGCACACACAUCAAGAGGCUGCUCAAUCUGAUGAUACGGUCCUCAAGCAUCUACAGACUAUACACUGUAGCCGCGCAGUGUCUUCAAGAAGCAUCGCGUUGAUGGCAGAAUCUCGCUGCUUGAGAGCCCCCAAGUAGCAGCCUGGCCGACUGGACGCCCCUACACCAGACCGGGACUCCGCUAGCAGCCGCAUCGAUUCUGCACUGUCU
This is a messenger RNA of Pseudovirgaria hyperparasitica, 1151 nucleotides long. RefSeq lists its product as uncharacterized. The transcript has 2 exons. The coding region runs from base 432 to 1079 and encodes 215 amino acids. The record is from RefSeq and is a predicted model, not a curated record. NCBI's taxonomy places the organism in Eukaryota, Fungi, Ascomycota, Dothideomycetes, Acrospermales, Acrospermaceae.